Prionailurus viverrinus (fishing cat) is the source of this 3079-nucleotide messenger RNA. It is a transcript of the gene ANO10, whose product is annotated as anoctamin 10. Gene Ontology annotation, biological process: chloride transmembrane transport. The record is from RefSeq and is a predicted model, not a curated record. Bases 616 to 2670 code for a protein of 684 amino acids. Gene Ontology annotation, molecular function: chloride channel activity. The transcript is spliced from 15 exons. NCBI's taxonomy places the organism in Eukaryota, Metazoa, Chordata, Mammalia, Carnivora, Felidae. Gene Ontology annotation, cellular component: plasma membrane.
GGCCGCGUUCCCACUCCCGGCCAAAAGCCAGCCAGGCCCUUCCUACCUUUUCUCCGGAGCCGUUCCUGCCCCCGCCUUGGAGGGACUCCCCACUAGGCCCCGCCCCGCUCGGGCGACGCAGUGCCGGGCGCCGCCUGUCCCGACGUGGUCCGGCCCAGCCCGCGCACCCUGGAGUCUGGGCCCCGCCAGGCCCGCCACACCCAGCGCCCGGCGCGCCCUCCCUGCAGGCCUCGGCCCGCCCCCCGCCUCGAGCGUCUGCGGCUCUGCCUCCCCGUGGCGCCGGCCGUCGGGCCCGCCUCCGAAGACGUGGAGCGCCGCUGCGGCCGGCUGCUUCUGUUUUCCUGGUGCCUGCCCAGCGCCGGACUCGGUGCGCGCCGUCUGCUGCAGAAGGCUGUUCCAGCAGCCAGGACAGUGUACAGAGGUUGCGGGCUUCAAAAGUACAGCGGAGGUUUAUUCGGACUGCAAAACAGUUGUGGCCCAUGCCCUUAAAUCCUGCGGAGUUUAAUUUCCAAAACUCGAGUCCCGUGGCGUCUUUCAAAAGUCACAUCUUUACUGUCUGCCUGCUUUCGAUUUGAAGUCUCCCGCUAACUUACAGAACCAGCACAUUUGUAAAAGAUGAAAGUGACCUUAUCAGCUUUGGAUACUUGUGAGAGUUCCUUCACACCUUUGGUGGUCCUAGAACUUGCUCAGGAUGUCAAAGAAGAAACCAAAGAAUGGCUGAAAAACAGAAUUAUCUCUAAAAAGGAAGAUGGAGGUGCCCAGCUGCUGUUUAGACCAUUGUUAAAUAAAUAUGAGAAAGAAACACUAGAAAAUCAGAACUUAUAUCUUGUCGGUGCCUCCAAGAUUACAUUGUUACUGGGUGCGGAAGCAAUGGGGCUGGUAAAAGAGUGUAAUGAUAACACUAUGAGAGCCUUCACAUAUGGAACCCGAUAUAACUUCAAAGAUUUUGAUGAUGACAAUGAUGACUUCCUCACGAUGGCAGAAUGUCAAUUCAUUAUCAAACAUGAACUCGAAAAUCUUAGAGCCAGAGAUGAAAAGAUGAUCCCUGGUUACCCCCAGGCAAAGCUGUAUCCAGGAAAGUCGUUAUUGAGAAGAUUGCUCACCUCUGGCAUCGUGAUUCAGGUGUUCCCGCUGCAUGAUAAUGAAGCCCUGAAGAAACUGGAGGACACCUGGUACACUCGCUUUACCCUCAAGUAUCAGCCCAUAGACCAUAUUCGUGGCUACUUCGGGGAAACAAUUGCUCUUUACUUUGGAUUUUUGGAAUAUUUCACUGUUGCCUUAAUCCCCAUGGCGGUCAUUGGGUUACCUUACUACUUAUUUGUGUGGGAAGACUAUGACAAGUACGUGAUCUUUGCCUCCUUCAACCUCAUCUGGUCCACAGUGAUCCUGGAAGUGUGGAAGCGUGGCUGUGCCAAUAUGACCUACAGGUGGGGGACACUUGUCAUGAAGAGACAGUUUGAGGAGCCCCGGCCAGGAUUCCAUGGGGUCCUGGGUAUCAAUCCCGUCACCGGCAGGAAGGAACCUCUGUACCCCAGCUACAAGAGGCAGUUGCGCAUUUACCUGGUCUCUCUGCCGUUUGUGUGCCUCUGCCUCUAUUUCUCUCUGUAUGUCAUGAUGAUUUACUUUGACAUGGAGGCCUGGGCCUUGAGUCUGCACGAGAAGAGUGGAUCCGAGUGGACCAGUGUCCUGUUGUAUGUGCCCAGCAUCAUCUAUGCCAUUGUGAUUGAGAUCAUGAACCGCCUCUAUCGAUACGCUGCUGAGUUCCUAACUUCGUGGGAGAAUCACAGAUUGGAAUCUGCCUACCAGAAUCAUCUAAUUCUGAAAGUUUUAGUGUUCAACUUUCUGAAUUGCUUUGCCUCCCUCUUCUACAUCGCCUUUGUCUUGAGGGAUAUGAAGCUGUUGCGUCAGAGUCUGGCCACUCUCCUGAUUACCUCCCAGAUCCUUAACCAAAUUAUGGAGUCUCUUCUUCCUUACUGGCUCCAAAGGAAGCACCACGUGCAGGUGAAGAGGAAGGUGCAGGCUUUAAAAGCGGACAUCGAUGCUACAUUGUACGAACAGGUUGUCCUGGAGAAAGAAAUGGGAACCUAUCUGGGUACCUUUGAUGAUUACUUGGAGUUAUUUCUUCAGUUCGGUUAUGUGAGCCUUUUCUCCUGCGUCUACCCAUUAGCAGCUGCCUUUGCUGUGUUAAAUAACUUCACUGAAGUUAAUUCGGAUGCCUUAAAAAUGUGCAGGGUCUUGAAACGUCCAUUCUCAGAACCUUCAGCCAAUAUUGGUGUCUGGCAGUUGGCUUUUGAAACAAUGAGUGUUAUAUCUGUGGUCACUAACUGUGCUCUAAUUGGAAUGUCACCACAAGUGAAUGCCCUCUUUCCAGAGUCAAAAUUGGACCUCGUUUUGAUUGUGGUAGCCGUGGAGCAUGCACUCCUGGCUUUAAAGUUUAUACUUGCAUUUGCCAUACCUGAUAAACCACGGCAUAUCCAGAUGAAACUGGCCCGAUUGGAAUUCGAGUCUUUGGAGGCACUCAAGCAGCAGGGAAGAAACAGAUCGGCGGAAUACAGAGUCUGUAAAGGGACCCAGAUAAAACCGGGACUUCGGCGUAUGCAAAUGAAGCUCAUGGCCGAGAACCUGAAGGAGGAAUCAAGGGAAGGCCGUGAGGAGGAGGAGGAGGCCUGAGGGCCGCCCGGGCUGCCCUGCGCGAGGGCACGGGGGCACCUGGACCCGGACCCGAUGCGUGGCCCAUGACGCGGUGCCCGGUGGCAGGCAGCCCCGCCCCCCGGUGUCCUCGUGGGGGCCCGUGGAGCCCCCCACCAGACCGCACGCCGCUGCGGCUGCCCCCCUCCCCACCCCCCACCCCCACCCCGCACGGCCCUGGGGCCUCACCCCUCGCAGCCAGCCGCCGUCACGCCCGCGGCCUGGGCGGAAGGGGCCGCCUGCCGAACCCCAGUCGAGGGGGGUCGUGCGCCGCGAGGCCGUGUCGCCAGCACCCGGACAGCUGCGACCACCCCUUCCCCGGUUCUGUUUCGCGGUGUGUCCCCCGAAACCACAGUAACGGAGCCAUUAAAGGCAACGCGCACCUCUCUGA